AUGGCCGCGCGCUUCCCCCUCCGCUGGCUUCAGGCCCUCUGUCCGAUCCGACUCCAGCCCGCCCGCCGUUCCUACCAUGUCACCGCCCCCCUCCGCUCCGCCGCCGACGCAGCACCCUCGACCCCCCCUUUCCUCGCGACCCUCAAGGCCGACCUCAAGACGGCCAUGCGCGCCAAAGACGCCCAGCGCCUCGCCGUCCUCCGCGCCAUCAUCACGACGACCAACAACGCCGCCAAGACCGACAGCCCCAUCGCCACCGACGCCCAGCUCAUCGCCCUGCUGCGCCGCAACAUGCGCGCCAACCUCGACGCCGCCGAGCAGGCCCGCGCCGCCCAGCGUGAGGACCUCGCGGAGAAGGAAAAUGCUCAGGCCAAGGUGCUGCAGGACUACAUCGAGAACAGCGGCGUCAAGCAGGUCACCGAGGCCGAGAUCGUCGAGCUCAUCAGCCGUACGAUCGACGAGGUCAAGGCUGCGAGCGCCGACAGCAAGUCUUCGCUGGGCGCCGUCAUGAAGGGUGUUCAGGGCGCGCUCAAGGGACGGGCUCUCGAGGUGGAUAUGGCGAGAGUCUCGGAACUGGUCAAGGAGGCCAUCAACAAGGCGUGA
This is a messenger RNA of Verticillium dahliae VdLs.17, 603 nucleotides long. RefSeq lists its product as uncharacterized. NCBI's taxonomy places the organism in Eukaryota, Fungi, Ascomycota, Sordariomycetes, Glomerellales, Plectosphaerellaceae. Gene Ontology annotation, molecular function: carbon-nitrogen ligase activity, with glutamine as amido-N-donor. The coding region runs from base 1 to 603 and encodes 200 amino acids. Gene Ontology annotation, cellular component: mitochondrion. The transcript has a single exon. The record is from RefSeq and is a predicted model, not a curated record.